GACCUCUGUUCAACAAAGUUUUGUCCUGUCCCCGUGUUUAUUCCCGUUCAGCGCUAAAGGUUUCGACUUUCGAUUUGCCUCUCGUCGCAAAGUGAGCUUUGCGAUUCACACAUUUCUCCAAUUCGAUUUCUUUCUCUCUCUCUUCCUCGUUUGACAUUUAAUCUUCUUCUCUACGCGGAUUCAUUCAGAUCUGACUUCGUUUCUUAGACUUUUGCUUAGUUUUUGAUGAGAUAAAGUUUUGAUUUUUUCUUUUUUUUGGGGGUUUCAAAUCGAUAACUGAUACGUUUUGGAAGCUGGUGGAUCUCAGGGUAAUGGAAGACGAGAAGAAGAAGAAGAGAAACAAGAAGAAGAAGAACAAGCAGCAGACUAAUCAUAAUAACAAUAAACCUGUUGACGACGGUGUAACGACGACGACCUUUCCUGAUGAUAAUCAUAUCGGAGAUGGUGACAUUGCUCUUAUUAGCGGAGGUCCAGAUGCCCAUGAGUCCCAACCUUCUCACCAGAUCAAUAAUGUCGUCGCAACUGCAGAUGAAUCUGGUGUUGAGGACAAGUCCCACACAAAUGAGGCGCUGCUGGAAGAUACGAUCAAACAGUUACGUGAUGAAAAUGGCUCCUACCUUCAGAAAGAGGCUGGCUUUGAAGAAAAUGUUAGACGCUUGGAAACUGAGAAUGAAACUCACCUACAACGAGAGGCACUGUUAGAAGAAAGGAUUGUGCAUUUGAGAGCAGAGAAUGAAGCUCACAUAAAAAAUGAGGCACUGUUAGAAGAAAGACUUAUGCAUUUGAAAACAGAGAAUGAAGCUCACAUACAAAAUGAGGCAAUGUUAGAAGAAAGGCUUGUGCAUUUGAAAACAGAGAAUGAAGCUCACAUACAAAAUGAGGCAAUGCUAGAAGAAAAGCUCUUGCGUUUGAGAACAGAAAACGAAGCUCACAUUCAAAAUGAGGCACGGAUGGAAGAAAGGCUCUUACAUUUGAGAACUGAAAAUGAAGCUCACAAACAAAAUGAAGAAAAGUUGGAGGAAAGACUUGUGCAGUACAAAAACAAGAAUGACAUGCUUCUUCGUGAAAUGUCUAGUACAGAAUCCCAGAUGAGACAACUACAAGAUGAAAGAUCUACCUUCACUCAGAAAGAGGCGAGUCUAGAAAAGAAAGUUCAACAACUUCAACAACUUCAACAUGAUGAAGAAUCCUCGGUGGCUAUGGAGAAGUCAUCCAGAGAAAUGAUCUCUAGCCUGAACAGUGAAAUUGCAAGGCUACAAGCUCAGGUUACGGAGUUGGAAGAAUCUAAGAGUAAUCUUCUAGAGCAGAAUCAGAGUCUUAAGGAACCUGUAUCCAAUCUUCAAGUCCAGCAUGAAAACCAUGAGAGUAACGCAAAGGGUGCUUCUGAGGAAGAAUUAAACUCACAGAUUGAAGCAGCGUGUACUCUAGUUGAAAAGCUUAUCACUGAAAAUGCUGAACUUGUUGAAAAGGUGAACGAGUUGUGUAUUAAGCUCAACCAAUCACAGCAUGCUUCUACUUCAUCCCCUGAGAGCCUAGCUAUUGAAGUAGAGAAGUCUGAAUCCUUAGAAGAAAUACCCAUACACGACGAGUUGAUUAGAAUUGAUAACUCUAGGGACAUGGAUACUGCAUUGGUAGAGAGGAACUUGUCAGAAGGCCCAAUUGAAGAAACAGUGCCCGUUUCUCUGAAUGCUAAUGGGGAAGUAGACGUGGAAUCACAGUUUGUAGUAGCCAGAGAAGACGAAGCAAGUGCUGGUGUGCCUCUGGUGGACGCAACACUCAUAGGUGCUCCUUUCAGGCUAGUCUCGUUUGUAGCAAGAUACGUGAGUGGUGCAGAUUUGGCGGCAAAGAAAUAGUUUUUUGUAAAACUCAACAAUACAUUGAAAGUCAGAGAAGAUGCAUCGCAAUAUCUAUCUCUCUCCCUCUCUCUUUUUUUUUUAUAAUCUGAAGGGACCUUACAUAGAUACAAUGAGGAUCACUGAUUAGCUAUUCACAACACUUAACAGUACACAGAUGUCUAUUGUAAUUUUUUGAUAGGAUAAUGACUUGAUGAUGAUGAUUUUGAUGA
Molecule: messenger RNA, 2065 nt
Organism: Camelina sativa (false flax)
Lineage: Eukaryota; Viridiplantae; Streptophyta; Magnoliopsida; Brassicales; Brassicaceae
Source: RefSeq, a predicted model, not a curated record